Molecule: messenger RNA, 1320 nt
Organism: Symbiodinium sp. CCMP2592
Lineage: Eukaryota; Dinophyceae; Suessiales; Symbiodiniaceae
Source: the annotation of a GenBank genome assembly
AUGCUGUCUAAGGGGUAUCCGGCGACGAAAGUCGAUGAGAUCUGCAAAUCCGCAGGCGUGACCAAGGGGAGCUUCUACCAUCACUUUGAAUCCAAGGAUAAUCUCGCGAUCGCUUUAAUUGACCACUACUUUGACCGGCUCACCAAAGCACUCGCUGACGAGGGCUGGCUAGCACACGACGACCCUCAGGAUCGGGUGCUCGCAUUUCUAGACGAUGUCAUCGCGGUGCUCAAGGGGCCGCUGUUGAAAGAUGGAUGCCUUCUCGGCAGCUUUGCGUUGGAUCUCAGUCAGACGCACCCAGAAAUACGAAUGAUCAUCGAGAACAGAUUGGUCCGAUUGACAAGCACGCUCGAACCCCACUUCAAAGCUGCGCUCAAGGAACAUCCAAAGAUCCCCGGAAUCAACGCGGCGGUGCUUUCAAGACAGUUCAUGGCUGUACUACAGGGAGGGGUGGUGCUCUCGAAAGCCACUGACGAUACCAAGAAAAUGGCUGAAUCGAUGCUGUGCUUUAAACAGCUUGUAUCCAACACACUGAACUCGGAGAACACGAUGAACCCCACUAUCACACUCUCGGCGAUCUUCAUGUCGUCGGCUGGAAUCGGAGCGAUGACACUUGGUGUCCACUCUGGCAGCGAACUGACUGGAAUAACAGAAGUGACUGAAAUCAACAUGGUUGAGCAACAACUCGAUUCUCAUGAGCACACCGCUUUGCUCAUCACCGAUCCUCAGAACGACUUUCUACGCGAGGACGGUGUUGCGUACGGAUUUGUGAAAGAAGAUCUUGAACGCAACAACACUAUCGAAAAUAUCGAAGCACUUCUCAAAGCCGCGAAGAUCGAGGGGGUCCCGGUCUUCGUAAGCCCGCACAUGUACCACGAACACGAUGGCGAAUGGGAGCACCGCGGUGCUAUCCAACAGACUCUCGAAGACGGAGAAAUGUACAAAAUUGAUGAUCCGUACUACAGAGCGGGGCUUCACAAUUCAGGCGCGGACAUAUAUGAGCCUUACAAAAAAUACAUCUUUGACGGCAAGACCGUGAUCACGAAUCCGCACAAGGUCUUUGGACCGGAAAGCAAUGAUUUAGUACUUCAACUCAGGAAGCGCGGCGUAAACAAAGUCCUCAUCGGCGGCUUGGCUGGGAACCUCUGUACAGAAGGACAUCUAAGAGAACUGAUUGAGCAAGGCUUUGAAGUAGUGAUGAUCCAUGACGCGGUCGCAUCACCUGGCCUUGAUGCUCAUGAAGCCGCGAUGGUCAACUACAGCAUGAUCGCAAACCAAGUCGUCACGACACAGGAAGCGAUCGAUACACUCAUUCGUUAA